AUGUCUAACGCAGAAGUAAUAUGGUUUGAUCGGUCUUCUGCCACUAAACCUCACAAAAACAAUGUCGACAUCCGAAUCAUUGUCAAGGACCUUGGGGAGGUUCCCCCGACGGAUCCAGCUUCAAAGGACCCAACUUCAACAGGCCCGGCUUCAAAUGACCCUGCUGAAAAGGAUUUCAGCAAGAAAGGGCUAGCUACUCUUAAGAUUUCUCCCACUCGUUUGUACUUUGAGGGCUACUCGACCACGAAUAAGGCUCUCUAUAAAUUGGACCUGGAGCUCUUCCGUGAAGUUGAACCCGAAAAUACCGAGAUCAAACUAUUCGAGGAUAAAUGCUCCGAGAUUCACCUCAUCUUGAGAAAAAAAGAUCUCAGUGAGGUGCACUGGCCAAGAUUGCUUGCAACAGAAGCCAAAAGUCGUCAUGUGAAACCGGACGUGGGUAAACAUGUUGAACAAAUUUUAAGAGAAGACGCGGAGAAGGAUGAAGAGCAAUACCCUGUAGAUGACAGCCUUAAAUUUGAAUCAUUUAUGGAAAGAAGCUCAGACAUGCUAAACGCCCAAGGCGCGGAAAUAGGAGGCGCGGGGACUCAGAAGGAGGAUGAAAAAGAAGAAGAAACAGGAAUGCCGGAGUUAGAAGGCGAAGGAGAAGAGGAUGAAGUGGAGGCGUUGCCUUCUACUGGCAACCCAAAAAUUGAAGAGAUCCCUUAG
Microsporum canis CBS 113480 is the source of this 705-nucleotide messenger RNA. RefSeq lists its product as uncharacterized. Gene Ontology annotation, molecular function: protein-folding chaperone binding; Hsp90 protein binding. NCBI's taxonomy places the organism in Eukaryota, Fungi, Ascomycota, Eurotiomycetes, Onygenales, Arthrodermataceae. Bases 1 to 705 code for a protein of 234 amino acids. The record is from RefSeq and is a predicted model, not a curated record. Gene Ontology annotation, cellular component: nucleus; cytosol. Gene Ontology annotation, biological process: chaperone-mediated protein complex assembly; protein folding. The transcript has 4 exons.